UUUUCGCCAACCAUGAAUUCCCCCCGACCGCAACGCAAGUCAACACCAACAUCGCACGCGAGAGCACUUACCCAGGAAGCAUUGAUAGCGGACGAGGAGAAUGUGUUGCGGGACAAGACAAGGCGGACCGUUUUUAAGCACGUCUUUGAUUCACCGUUUCAAUUUGAGUGGCCUGCACUCAGUACGGAAGAUAAUGAGGAAAUCCUGCAAGCGCUAUGCAGGAUCCUCACAUCCGUAGGCGAACACCGACGGGGCCAGUGUGAACGAAGAAAGGAGGACAUUGUGCACAAAAUUAUUGCAAGAAAGCAGUCUCGAGCGGCCAUUUUGGCUGCUGCUGUAAAGCCUGCGACCCAAGAUGUGCCGCAAACAUUAGAUGAACUAGAAGCUGCUAAAAAGAAGAAGAAAAAGAGGAAGGGCAUGAGUGGUGGAGCCAUCGAGAUCCCGGAAAUGCUCCCAAAACAGCCGCCUAACCCACCCAGUGAUACCGGUAUUGGGGCGCUUGCAGCGUUGCAGGAUAUUGUUCUGGGCAUCAACAAAGUUACCCGAAUCCUCGAAGAUUCUUGCACCACAGCCCAAGCGUCGACAGCCAGCCAACUGCGUCUCGUAUUCCUGUGCAGUGGCGAUGUACCAGUUUCGCAUCUGUAUGCUCACAUUCCAACGCUCACUUACCUUGCCGGGAACAAUGUGUUACUAUGUCCAUUUGCAAAAGGAGCAGAAGCUGCAUUAGCAACAGCGUUAGGAAUCAAGCGGCUGACCAUUCUGGGUAUAAGGAACGACACACCACGAUUCGACGACCUCUGCGCUCUGGUCGCCUCGAGAAUCUCUCCCCCCAAUAUACCGUGGCUGCAACGUCCAUCGAAUGCAAUUCCAGGUACGACCAGGUCGACAGCCAGGAGUGCCUCGUACUAUCCGUUGAGAAUCAAAACGGUCAAAACAUCGGCACCUAUCACACAAAAGAAGAACGGUAGGACGCCAAAACUUCAACACGCGCAGCGCCAAAAUGCAGCUGCUGGACCAAUCGGCAAUUCGAAAGGGCUGAUAUCAACAAAGGAGCGGGAUAACGCUGGCGGGUGACCACUGUUGUCCUCAAUCCAGUUGUACAUAGAUAGAUUAUAUCUCGGUGUUUACAAUUAGACUUACAAGGUAGACCAUAAUUAUUUACAGAAGCUGCCGUCGUUGCUUCUCUCUUUCAUGUACCGGUAUAUAUGUGUUAUAUACCCGUCCUCUCUGCUUCAGGG
This is a messenger RNA of Spizellomyces punctatus DAOM BR117, 1238 nucleotides long. RefSeq lists its product as uncharacterized. NCBI's taxonomy places the organism in Eukaryota, Fungi, Chytridiomycota, Chytridiomycetes, Spizellomycetales, Spizellomycetaceae. Gene Ontology annotation, biological process: tRNA processing; rRNA processing. The record is from RefSeq and is a predicted model, not a curated record. Bases 13 to 1074 code for a protein of 353 amino acids. The transcript is spliced from 4 exons.